UCUCGUGCGCUAUUUGCAUCCUCCGAGAGAGCGGAGAGAGAGAGAGAGAGAGACGAAUCGAGGAGAUGGAGAAGGCGAUCAAUCGGCAACGAGUGCUCCUCCAGCACCUCCAACCAUUCCCCUCUUCUUCUUCGUCAUUGGUCUCGGCUUCUGUAUGUGCCGCUGGGGACAGUGCGGCCUAUCAACGGAACUCUUCCUUUGGGGAUGACGUCGUAGUUGUCGCUGCAUACCGAACUGCAAUCUCCAAGUCCAAAAGAGGGGGUUUUAAGGAUACAUACCCUGAGGAGCUGCUUACUGCUGUGCUGAAGGCAUUGUUGGAUAAGACUAACCUGAAUCCAAAUGAAGUGGGUGAUAUUGUGGUUGGCACGGUACUGGCACCAGGCUCUCAAAGAGCGACUGAAUGCAGGAUGGCAGCAUUCUAUGCUGGUUUUCCUGAAACUGUUCCAAUUAGAACAGUGAACAGGCAGUGCUCAUCGGGACUUCAGGCAGUUGCUGAUGUUGCUGCUUCUAUUAAAGCUGGAUUUUAUGAUAUUGGAAUUGGUGCUGGGUUAGAGUCAAUGACUGCAAAUUCUGUGGCUUGGGAUGGUUCGAUAAAUCCAAAAGUAAAUAAGUUUCAACAAGUCCAAGAUUGUCUUCUUCCGAUGGGAAUUACAUCCGAGAAUGUUGCAUUUCGUUAUGGUGUGACUAGACAAGAACAAGAUCAGGCUGCUGUCGAAUCUCAUAGGAAGGCAGCUGCGGCAACUGCUGCUGGUAAAUUCAAAGAAGAAAUUGUUCCAGUGAUCACAAAGAUUGUAGACCCAAAAACUGGAGAGGAAAAGCAGGUGACCAUUUCUGUCGAUGAUGGAAUUAGGCCAGAAACUUCUCUAUCUGGUUUGGCAAAGUUAAGACCAGUAUUUAAAAAGGAUGGAAGUACAACUGCUGGCAAUUCUAGCCAAGUAAGUGAUGGUGCUGGAGCAGUUCUCUUGAUGAGGAGAGAUGUUGCAAUGCAAAAAGGGUUUCCUAUACUUGGUGUAUUCAGGAGUUUUGCUGCGGUUGGAGUGGACCCUGCUGUCAUGGGUGUUGGUCCAGCUAUUGCAAUUCCGGCUGCAGUAAAAUCUGCCGGUCUGCAGAUUGAAGAUGUUGAUCUGUUUGAAAUAAAUGAGGCCUUUGCCUCUCAAUUCGUAUAUUGCCGCAAGAAGCUGGAGCUCGAUCCAGCAAAAGUAAAUGUUAAUGGAGGUGCUAUUGCUCUUGGUCAUCCCUUGGGUGCAACAGGUGCACGCUGCGUGAGUACUCUCCUAAAUGAAAUGAAACGAAGGGGCAAAGACUGCCGAUUUGGAGUCAUCUCGAUGUGCAUAGGUUCAGGAAUGGGUGCUGCUGCUGUGUUUGAAAGAGGAGAUGCUGUCGACGGCCUCACGAAUGCCCGACAGAUCCAUUCCCACAACCUUCUGUCCGAGGAUGCUAUGUAGAACCCGCACAAAGAAAUUUAGUGAAUGCCUUGGGCGUCGUCAUCGCUAAGCACAGUACAUGUCUCUGUUCCCACGAGCCACGAAGACUGAUCACACGAAAUAAACUGCUUCGGCAGAUUAGAUAACAUAAGCAAUUUGAAAUUUUUGCGGCUGCAUCGCAUGCACUAUAGUGUAAUCAAUGCUAUCUCCAAUAAUGUUUGUAGAAUCAUUACCAUUAUCGUCAAUAUAAUAAUUACAAAUGAUAAUGUUAUUAUUGAUGAUAAUGGUAAAACUGUUGGUAUUGUCAAUGUUAAUCGGAAUUACAAUGGCUUUGAUAA
Molecule: messenger RNA, 1762 nt
Organism: Musa acuminata subsp. malaccensis (wild Malaysian banana)
Lineage: Eukaryota; Viridiplantae; Streptophyta; Magnoliopsida; Zingiberales; Musaceae
Product: 3-ketoacyl-CoA thiolase 2, peroxisomal
Biological process (GO): phenylacetate catabolic process; fatty acid beta-oxidation
Cellular component (GO): peroxisome
Molecular function (GO): acetyl-CoA C-acyltransferase activity
Source: RefSeq, a predicted model, not a curated record